This is a messenger RNA of Eubalaena glacialis (North Atlantic right whale), 1827 nucleotides long. It is a transcript of the gene CSRP1, whose product is annotated as cysteine and glycine rich protein 1. Gene Ontology annotation, cellular component: cytoplasm; nucleus; Z disc. Gene Ontology annotation, molecular function: actinin binding; structural constituent of muscle. Gene Ontology annotation, biological process: muscle tissue development; sarcomere organization. The coding region runs from base 268 to 849 and encodes 193 amino acids. The transcript is spliced from 6 exons. Lineage: Eukaryota; Metazoa; Chordata; Mammalia; Artiodactyla; Balaenidae. The record is from RefSeq and is a predicted model, not a curated record.
CCGGGGGUCCCCAGGGCGCAGCCGGGACGCCUCCGGCCCGGGGACCGCGCUGCGGGACUGCGCCGUGACAUCAGCGCCGGUGCGGUGACAUCGGCGCCGGUGUGGUGCAGUGUGCAAAGCCCACUGGUUGGCGUGGCCCGGACACGCCCUCCCCGAGCGGAACAAAACGCCGCGCGGGCCGGGCGCGCCCAGCCCCGCUUCCAGAGCGCUGCCCUGCCGCUCGCCCGCCCGCCGUCCGCCAACGCCGAGUGCCCAGCCGCCGCCAGAAUGCCGAACUGGGGAGGAGGUAAGAAGUGUGGGGUGUGCCAGAAGACGGUGUACUUCGCUGAAGAGGUUCAGUGCGAAGGCAGCAGCUUCCACAAAUCCUGCUUCCUGUGCAUGGUCUGCAAGAAGAAUCUGGACAGCACCACCGUGGCCGUGCACGGCGAGGAGAUUUACUGCAAAUCCUGCUAUGGCAAGAAGUACGGGCCCAAGGGCUACGGCUACGGGCAGGGCGCGGGCACGCUGAGCAUGGACAAGGGGGAGUCGCUCGGCAUCAAGCACGAGGAGGGCCCCAGCCACAGGCCCGCCACCAACCCCAAUGCGGCCAAGUUUGCCCAGAAGAUCGGCGGCUCUGAGCACUGCCCGCGGUGCAGCCAGGCCGUCUACGCCGCCGAGAAGGUGAUUGGUGCUGGGAAGUCCUGGCAUAAGUCCUGCUUCCGGUGCGCUAAGUGCGGCAAAGGCCUCGAGUCCACCACCCUGGCCGACAAGGAUGGCGAGAUUUACUGCAAAGGAUGCUAUGCUAAAAACUUCGGGCCCAAGGGCUUCGGCUUUGGGCAGGGAGCUGGGGCUCUGGUCCACUCUGAGUGAGCCUGCCCGUCGCGUGCCCACGCCUGUGCUUCUCAUCACCACCCCUUCCUGGCAGCCUCACGACCUCCAGGAUUCGUCCUCCCUUCAGCCCUGCACGCGUCACUAAGGACUUGAACUGGGGUGUCUGGCUCCCUUUGCUUCGGGCGUCUGCCGGAGGCCUCACCCCUCCAGGGCGCUCCCUCCGCCUGGGACCUGCCGCCCAUCACUAGCAGGAGGCCUUGGGGCUGUGGGUCUCCCCCUGGCCCUGCCCCGCCCCGCAGACCCCUGUCCUCAGCCUCUUAGCUGCAUGUCCGUCAUCAGUGGAGCCCAGCGGGCGGGGAGCAGGACCGGGUGGGGUGGGAAAGGCUGUGCUUCUUGUCGGGGAGAGGGGCUCCCUGAGGUCCCUCAGAGCAGGCCUGGGGAGUCCCAGCUCGGGAGUUCCUGGGGGACACGCAGGCAGGCGCACACCACAGGGGCCACCUGCCCCGCUCGGCCUGGUGCCUUUGAGACUGGGGGCAGGUGUCCCCCGACUCGGACGGUGAGCAAGCCAGGCCUAAGGGCCCCAGAGUCAGGAUGUGGUCUGGCCUCCCCAGGCUCGAGCUCCCUGUGGGACGGGGACCCUAAUGAAACACUCCAACAUCGCUGCACUGUCAGAGGCCCAAACCUGAGGGUGCAUAACUCUGCCCCCAGCCCUGGGUUCUGAGGCCGGGGCUCUGUCCUUAGCACGCCUGCCUGACCCUCAGAUGUGGAGGGAGGUACACGCAGCCUGUCUUCACCUGGACACCCUUCCCCUGCCCCCAGCCUUCUCCAGUGAUCCCUCUCUGGCCACACCACCCACCCCUUCCAGGCCCCCAGGUCCAGAGCAGCAGGAGGAUGGGGAGGGGCCAGGCCCCGCUGCCCCCCAGGGACAGAGUGGGGCUGCCCUCUGGACCGUGGGCUGCAGCGCGGGCUGUACUCAAGCUGAUUCCGCACCCAGUCAAUAAAGCUGUCAGAACAGAA